AUGAAUUUAAGUGGUAUCCCGCAACCUCAAAUGGACUGGACAUCAACCAAUCUUGUAGAAGAAUUCGCAAAAUUUCAAGAGCACUGUGAAUUAGUAUUUAAAGGACCCUUGAAAGACCAAGAAGAAGAUGUCCACGUUACAAUGCUAUUGCUUUAUAUGGGUGCAAAGGGAAGAGAAAUAUAUAGAGCCGCCAAUUUUUCUAAUGCAGAUAGAAAAGAAACAAAAAAGAUCUUCCAAAAAGUCCGAGAACACAUCGCUCCCAUAAUUAACCCAGUAUUUAGCCGCUAUCAAUUCAAUAAUAUCACACAAAACGAAAAAACAAUGGAACAAUUCAUCACAAUAGUUAAAAACAAGGCUACAGAGUGUGAUUUUGGAACAAUGAAAGAUGACAUGAUCAGAGAUAGAAUUAUAUUUGGUGUGUCAUCCACGAAAUUAAGAGAAAGGCUUUUGCAAGUAGGGAAAGAUCUGAAAUUAGACAAGGCAACAAAAAUUUGCCAGGAAUUUGAGUAUGCUGCAUCUCAAAUAAAAAUGUUCAAUAACGUCCAAGAAAGUGCUCCGGUACAUGCAGUAUCAAGACCGAAGGGACGGAUGCCUAGCCGUUCAUCGGGCAUCCAAGGUCGUUCGUUUCGGAACCCUUCAUCGAUGAAUCCAGGUCGAUAUACAGAAACAUCAAGCAAUCCAGGUCGCAUUGGGGAACGUUCACACAGUACAAAAUGUAACAGAUGUGGAAAUCAACAUACUGACAAGCAGCGUUGUCCAGCAAAAGGAACACAAUGUAACAAUUGUAAAAAAUGGAACCACUGGAGCAAUGUUUGUAAAUCUAGAACAGUGAAUGAAAUUUCAAAUUUAAGUUCUGAAUUAUACAUUGACUGUGUAGAAAAUGUGGACAGACUUGUUUGUGUAACAGUAAAAAAUGGACAGAUGUUUACAGAAAUAUUAAUUGGAAAUAGCAAAAAGGCUGUGCAAAUGAAGUUAGACACUGGCUCUCAGGUAAACAUUUUGCCAUUAUCUACCUUUCAAGGUUUAGGAAUCACGGCACCUCUUGAAAAGCCCACAUCUAAAUUGACCGCCUACAAUGGCAAUUCUUUGCAUUGCAAAGGGCAAAUCACUCUCCCUUGUUCUCAUGCUGUUUCAGGUCAAGCAAAAAAUGUCACGUUUCAUGUCGUAGACACGAAAUCCCCACCACUAUUAGGUUGCGAGUCGUGCUUGGGCUUUAAGCUCAUAGAAUUUGCUCAUUCUGUACAAAAUGAUUAUAAUCAUAGAAACAAAGAGGCAUUUCUUACUAAAGAGUCCCUUUUGACGGAUUAUGCCCAGGUUUUUGAUGGCAUAGGGUUAAUUUCUGGGGAAUGUAACAUUCAUGUUGACUCAAAUGCUACACCAGUUGUUCAUCCUCCCCGUAGGAUUCCAGUUGCUUUACAAGAUAAAGUGAAACAGGAACUUACACGAAUGGAAAAAAUGGGAGUAAUUGCUAAGAUUUCAACACCCACUGAAUGGUGUAAUAAUUUAGUUGUUACUGAAAAAAGUAAUGGCGAUAUACGUCUUUGUUUAGACCCUCGUUCGCUUAAUAGUGCAAUUAAGCGUACACCCUACCCGCUGAAAACACUUGAUGACGUAUUACAUAAGUUUGGUAAUGCAAAGUAUUUCACUAAAUUGGACUUAACUAGUGCUUACUGGUCAAUACAGUUAUCUGAAGAGUCGUCAUAUUUGACUGCAUUUAACAGUCCAUUGGGGGUCUUCAGGUAUCUUCGAUGUCCAUACGGAUUAAACGUAUCAGGUGAUUUUUUUGGUUCGCGCCCUUGA
Ruditapes philippinarum (Manila clam) is the source of this 1800-nucleotide messenger RNA. RefSeq lists its product as uncharacterized. The record is from RefSeq and is a predicted model, not a curated record. Lineage: Eukaryota; Metazoa; Mollusca; Bivalvia; Venerida; Veneridae. The transcript has a single exon. Bases 1 to 1800 code for a protein of 599 amino acids.